Stylophora pistillata is the source of this 5703-nucleotide messenger RNA. Its product is annotated as multidrug resistance-associated protein 1. The record is from RefSeq and is a predicted model, not a curated record. Gene Ontology annotation, biological process: transmembrane transport. Gene Ontology annotation, molecular function: ATP hydrolysis activity; protein binding; ATP binding. Lineage: Eukaryota; Metazoa; Cnidaria; Anthozoa; Scleractinia; Pocilloporidae. Gene Ontology annotation, cellular component: membrane.
UUAAUAAAAUUAAUGUUUUGUAUCGCGUCUACCGCAAAAAGGCAGUGGUACACGGAAUCGAAGAAAUUAUCUCAGUCACGUUUUCGAUUUAAAAAUAGACUUUUUGAUUUUGUUAUGUUGUGGCCCUUUGGAACAUGACCCAAACCGGAAGGAAAGACUGAUCGUAUUCCCUGGUUUUCAGUUGGAUUUCCGUUGGGAAAUUUGAUGAGAAACAGUCACGCACCCAAUGAACACGUCUCAAAUAUUAUUUGCUCGUGUAUCGAAAUGAUUGGGUCUUGUAGGUAAAUCUUGAUUUUCCCAAAUGCUAUGCUCUGGGAAGUGUGAUUGGUAUAAUAGGGAUAUACCUGUAUGCUGAAGGCAUGGCAUCAUCAAUAGUGACAGCAAAGAAAGUAAGGGUGGUGGCCAUCCAGGACUUCAACCCACUGCAUGCUGAUGGUGUCUUAACUCAAGAAUGCCUUGAGAAUCCUCCUGACAUACAAGCUCAGUUGCCAUUAAGCAAAGGUCAAAGUUUUGAGAUUCUGACUAAGAGUAUAAAAUCUUGUUGGCUCUAUGUUAGAUGUCUUUUAAGUCAAAAAGAGGGAUUCAUACCAAGCAUUUUAUGCGCUCCUUUGAGGGAAGAUGUGGAUGAUAAUAAGAUUCAUUAUCUCUCUACUGGCGGUCAGCUUUCAUCCUCUAUGGUCAAUUUGAAGAUGGAAUCAAAGUUCUUUCCAAAUAUCCUAAAUGUUCCCAAUAUAUCAAGUAAAAAGAUUGUAUCAAAGGUUGAAUCAAUGAUUGAAUCAAAGAGGAAGCCAUGCCCUGAGGUGAAAGCCAAUAUAUUUUCACGAUUGUCAUUUUGGUGGCUUAACAGUCUGAUUUUAACUGGCUUUAAAAGAACACUGCUGGAUAGUGAUUUAUGGUCACUGGAGGAGGAAAGUUUGUCUCACAAUAUUGUGCCAAGACUUCACAGAGAAUGGGACAAAGAAUUAAGGAAGUGCCAUAGCAGAAAUGGUGCACUGUGUUCUAAUGACCAGGAUUUUGGAAAGCAUCAUCUUCAGACUGCCAGUGACGUUGCAUUUCAUGGAAAAUGCAGAGAACCCUCUCUAGUCAAAGCCAUGAUACGAGUCUUUGCACCUUAUUUUGUUAUUGCGAUUUUCUUCAAGUUGAUGAAUGGCAUUCUGUUGUUUGUUCAGCCCUAUCUCUUAGGACUUCUAAUAGACUAUACAGAAGAUAAGGGUAACGAUGCAGAAAGAUGGAAGGGUUAUGUGUAUGUUAUCGUUAUUGUUACUGUGGCAACCAUCCAGAUGACAGCGGUGCAGCAUGCACUGCACAUUGCGUUUAAAUCAGCAAUGAGAGUUCAUACAAGUAUUGUUGGUGUUGUUUACGCCAAGGCUUUGUCAUUAAACAGCCUUUCAAGAAGGAUAACAACAACCGGUGAAACAGUUAAUUUUAUGGCUGUAGACGCUCAGCGUCUUAUGCAGCUUGUUGAAACCCUUAAUCAGCUGUGGUCAGCGCCUUUUCAAAUAUGUGUUGCCAUCUACUUCUUAUAUGUCACUAUGGGUGUGGCAGUCUUGGCUGGACUGGGAAUGCUGCUACUGUUAGUGCCGCUGAAUCUCCUAAUAACGCGUCUAGUCAGAAAGAUACAGGUAAAGCAGAUGGCAAAUGCCGAUGAACGUAUCCGAGUGAUGAAUGAGGUUCUUAGUGGAAUCAAGGUGCUGAAGCUGUAUGCUUGGGAAGAAUCCUUCAUGAAUAAGAUCAUAUCUGUUAGAGAUAGGGAACUGCAUCAUCUGGCCAACAGCAUGUACUUAGGGGCAGCUGUUUCAUUCACUUUCAUUUGCGCUCCAUUUUUGGUGUCCCUAGCCACAUUUACGGUAUACGUCCUUCUUGGAAACGAGCUGACCGCUAAAAAAGCUUUUGUGGCAAUUUCCCUGUUCAACAUUCUUCGCUUUCCUCUCAUGAUGUUACCUCGAGUAAUAGUGAAUGUUAUUCAGGCUCAAGUUUCCUUUCAUCGAUUGGAGCAAUUCCUUCGACUAGAUGAAUUACAAUACGAAAAUGUCCAACGCAAGAUGCCAUCACAUUGUUCUGAACUGGCAAUUUUUGUCAAAAAUGGUGCGUUUUGUUGGGACAGAAACGACGAAGUUCCUGUUUUGAGAAAUAUCAAUUUAAGCAUUCCUACUGGCUCGCUUGUGGCUGUGGUUGGUCCCGUUGGUUGUGGAAAGUCAACUCUGCUAUCAGCUCUGCUCGGAGAAACAGAUAAACGUGAUGGAAAAGUAUUUGUACAGGGAACAACUGCUUAUGUUCCACAACAAGCUUGGAUCCAGAAUGCAACGCUUCAGGAAAACGUGCUGUUUGGUAAUCCACGUGACUCAGUACGCUAUAAACAAGUGAUUAGCGCUUGUGCUUUGGAACCUGAUAUUCAGGUUUUACCAGCAGAAGACAUGACGGAGAUUGGCGAAAAGGGUAUAAACCUCAGUGGAGGGCAGAAACAGCGUGUGAGCCUGGCUCGUGCUGUGUAUUUCAAUACUGAUAUAUACCUGUUGGACGACCCACUCAGUGCUGUGGACUCGCAUGUUGGAAAACGUAUUUUUGAUGAAGUUAUUGGACCUCAGGGACUGUUAAAAGAAAAGACACGUGUUCUUGUGACACAUGGUAUUCAGUUCUUACCAUAUGCGGACCAAAUUAUUGUCCUUCGAGAUGGCGAGGUUUGUGAGGUUGGUACCUAUACAGACCUUAAAUCAUCUCAAGGGUGGUUCGCUGAAUUCUUGGAUACCUAUGCAGGCGAGAAAGCCGGCGAACAGAUGCACAAAGGAAACAUGGGAGAGGUUUCAGGUCAUGGUAAAUCUUUACUUAAUGGGAAAAAAUCCAGAAAUGUGGCCUACAAUCGAUCUGUCAGCUGUCAUCACCUAGGCAACGAGCUUCAUCCUCGUCACCAGGCAGCAAAAUCGCAGAGUGAGGUUAACUUAGCAAGGCUUGUCGUUGAGAAACAGUCUGGAAACCAAUCUCCACUGAAAAAACUGCAAUAUCUUGAAAAUCGCCACAGUUUUGUUAGUUUGCUUUCAUUGAACAGUCUUUUGUCUGGAUGUGAAGGUUUAGACGCCAAUUAUGCAGUAGAGGAUGAGCCUAUAUUUGAUAAUGCAAAUGAUGAAGACGAAGCUGUGUCGUCUUUAGGUGUUCCACCAAAUUUCCAACAUCAGCGGAGUGUUGUUAGUGGCGUCUCGGUGAAUAGUUUAUUAUCGCUGGUAGAAGAAGAUAUUGAAGACCGUGUUGAAAAACCACCAGUGAUUUUUAUCAACGAACCUGAAGAUAGUCCUAGCAUAAGAGAAAAGGAAAACGAAAGCUUACUCGCAAAAGAAGGAAAUGUUGAAAGAGAGAAUAUCGUCGAGAAGAGAGAGAAGAAAGGAAAGGCAGGCAGGACAACCUCCGAUGAAAGGUCACAGACGGGAAGGGUGAAGUUCUCGGUCAUAUGGGCAUAUGCAGGCAGUCUAGGCAUUAUCUGCUCCUUUCUAAUUCUCCUCAGCGGUUUUGCAGGUGAAUCAGCGAUCAUUAUGUCACGCAUAUGGCUUGCCGAGUGGAGCUCAACCAAUGUCACGACAUCGCAACAGCGUGACAUAUUCCUAGGAGUCUACGGUGCAUUGGGGUUUGGUCAAGUCCUUCUUGUUAGUGCAAUGUCUCUUGUUUUAAAGUACAGUGCAAUGAAAGCCACCAGAAACUUACAUCAUGGACUACUUGUUAAUAUUAUGCAUUUGCCUAUGCAAUUUUUCGAAACCACACCUCUGGGAAGAAUUGUGAACCGCUUGUCUAGAGACAUUAACUCCGUUGACGAUAAAAUUCCAAAAUCCUUGGGGAUGUUUCUCAGAACGUUCUUAACCACUGUCGGAACAAUUGUCAUUAUUAGUUAUUCUACACCUCUGUUUCUAACUUGUGUUUUACCACUUGGUGCCCUCUACGUAUUUAUUCAGAGAGCGUUCGUGGCAACAUCUCGUCAGUUGAGAAGACUAGAAUCUGUCAGCCGAUCUCCAAUCUAUAAUCAUUUCUUUGAAACUAUCAAUGGUACAAGCACCAUUCGCGCUUAUUCUCAGCAGCAGAGGUUUAUUACAGAGAUCUAUCGUAGAAUGGACGAGUCUCAAGUGGCGCACUAUCCAGCUAUUUCUGCAAACAGGUGGUUAGCUCUACGCCUGGAAUUCAUUGGAGCUGCCAUUCUGUUUUUUGCUGCAUUGUUUGCUGUAAUAGCUAGAGAGACCAUAGCCCCUGGUCUUGUUGGGCUUUCUGUGGCAUACGCAUUGCAGAUCACAGGUUCACUAAAUUGGAUGGUGCGUCAGAGCAGCGAAUUGGAAACUAACAUUGUUUCGGUCGAACGAAUUAAAGAGUAUUCAGCAAUUGCAAGAGAGGCCGAAUGGAUAAUUCCAUCUCACCGUCCCCCUAGUGACUGGCCUCACCAGGGUAGGGUAGAAAUAGAACACUUUGACAUGCGUUACAGAGAACAGUUACCUCUCGUACUCAAAGACAUUAAUUGCACCAUCGGAGCAAGAGAGAAGGUCGGUAUCGUGGGUCGCACAGGAGCUGGCAAGUCAACUCUUACCUUAGCAUUGUUUCGUAUUCUGGAGAGAGCUGGUGGACGGAUUCUUAUUGAUGGAGUUGAUAUCUCUAAGAUUGGACUGCAGGAUCUGCGAUCACGACUCACCAUCAUUCCACAAGAUCCCAUGUUAUUUUCAGGAAGUCUUCGGCUAAACCUAGACCCUUUUAAUAAAUACUCGGAUGAAGAGCUGUGGGAUGUUCUUGAAGUGGCUCACCUGAAGAGUUUCGUAUCAGGACUUGAUAAAGGACUCGAAUUUGUUAUUCAAGACGGAGGCGAGAAUCUGAGUGUUGGCCAACGACAGCUGGUGUGUUUAGGACGUGCACUGCUCCGAAAGAGCAAAAUUCUAAUUCUUGACGAAGCUACAGCCGCCGUGGACUUGGAAACUGAUGAACUAAUUCAACAGACGAUUCGCCGAGAGUUUGCUGACCGGACAGUGUUCACGAUCGCACACAGGCUCAACACUAUCAUGGACUACGAAAGGGUUAUGGUCCUAAAAGACGGUUCAGUAUCGGAGUUUGACUCACCCUCAAACUUGCUUUCAAGAAGAGGAAUGUUCUAUAGCAUGGCUCGGGAUGCGGGUUUGGCUUGACGAGAGUUUUUUGUCAUGCUUUUAUAAAAACUGAUGCACACAAUCCCACGGCAGGAAGGAGGUCUGGGGAAGACUUCCGUAGAAAUCAAAUUGCUUAUGCCCAUCCCCUUUUCUCCUUUUCAAUCAACCCAGACAAAUACGUCUUGGAAUUACGAGUCGUUAUGAUUUGGGAAAUAUACUUUCAAUUCACAAUGUCCUUGGUUUAAGCAUCACGCAAUGUUUCGACCAUGUAAUUUAAGCCAAUUUAUGAUAUUAAAGUAAAUUUAAUAUAAUUUGAGUUAAAGCCCAGAUUGAACAGGAAAAAAAGCAAAAUAGGGAAGGAAACUUAUUUUUACUCAGUUAAAGUUUAGAUCGUUAUAGAGAACAUAACUCAAUAUUUUUCGUAGAAGCCUAUAGAUUUCGUUGCAGACCUCACUUUAAAACUCCACAGACAAAGUCGCCUGUAAUCAGGAUACACACUUAAAGGAAAAUUGGAAAAAUUGGAUAGGGGACCUGAUUUUAUCGGUGAAUGAAUGGACAAAAUGUAAAAGAUUCACGUAUAAUAAAAUUGAUUUUUAUAAAA